AUGGGGGACGAGGGGGGGUGCCCCCCGGGGGGCAGCCAUGCGGGGCAGCACGGUUCGCAGCAGGGCUCGCAGCGAGACGAUUCGCAUCAAGACGGUUCGCAUCAGGACGACUCGCAGCAGGACUGGCGGUAUAACCCGCCGCAAGACUCGCCGCUAACCGCGCCGCAAGACUCGCAAGACUCGCAGGACGAGCGGAAGCUGAAGUUCCUGAUCGAGGGGAAAAUGGUGGAGACGAAGAACGCAGUGGACUUCAUAAAGCCGCUGAAGGACGACAUCAAGGCGCUGGACUUCCUGCUCUUCGACAUGCUGAAGGAUAACCUGCCGAACAAGCUGUUCGAGACCCUGUGCGCCAUCCACGAUUUGUCCGAGAGGUACAGCGAAAACCAAACGGAAGAAAACUUUAAGGCCUUAAAAAAUUCCAUUUACAAUUUGGAGGACCACUACCUAGGCACCAUAGUGAAUGCCUUUGGCCACAUGUGCGUCUUGUCAAAUUUUGCAGAGUGGGCUCACAGAGGGAGGAGGAGAAAAGCCUUCGACAUGUCCUUCACGCCGAACGAAAGGAUAUAUGGGUCCGUGUACGAGACGCUAAAGGGGACCUUCCACAUGUUAAUUAAGAGCGGUUUUGACAUUCACCAAAUUUAUGAGCAGCUGUGCAACCAAACGAUAGACUUCGUCUUGACAACCCAUCCGACGCAAGCCAUCCGGACGUCCCUCCUGAAGAACUACAUCCAGCUAGCCGAAUUGUUACUUAAGCUAGACAGCACAGAUAAGGAGUUAUAUAAAAAAAAACUUCUAUAUGAUAAUUUGAAGACUUAUUUGUUAGCCGCUUGGAAAACAGAUGUCAUCAGAAGGAUCAAACCGACCCCCAUCGAUGAAGCCAUUUCGCUAGUCGAUAUCGUGGAGAACUGCAUCUUCUAUAGAAUCCCUAACAUCAUACGGUAUAUAGAUAACGUCUUUUACGGGUAUAAUUUACCUCCAGUCAAAUUGGAUUCUAAAAUAUGCCUCUUCUCCUCAUGGGCAGGAGGGGAUAGAGAUGGAAAUCCGUUUGUCCUACCGGAGACUACCCGGUAUGUGUGCUAUAUGAACAAAAUCAGGGGGUGCGAAUUAUUCAUCCCCAUGGUAGAAAAACUAAUUAGAGAUUUAACCCUUCAUCAUUGCACACAACAUUUUAAAACGUAUGUGAAGCUACUAGAAGAUGAAGUCUCUCAAUACAUUUUUGAUCCAGAUAGGAAGUACCUGGCGCAGAAGUUCCACUGGUUUUCUCCCUUCUCCAAAUCUAAUAAGAGCGAAAUUUAUAGGAGAGCUCUUCUGGUCGUUUGGGCUAAACUGAAGAGUGUUAUACAGGUGUAUAAGUCCCUCAUUUCAAAUCAACCUGUAGAUCCCCAUUUUGAAAAAUUAAUGUUUAAUAGCUCAGAUGAGUUUGAGGAAAUCCUCAUGGAGUGCUACAAAAGUUUGUGUGACUCUGGAAAUACCCUCAUUGCUGAGGGGUACCUAAAGGAUGUCAUUCGAAAUGUUAAAAUUUUUGGUCUACAUCUGAUGAAGCUAGACAUUCGGCAAGAAUCGGUGAAGCACAUUCAGGCGAUGGACUACAUCUGUGAGAAGCUACACAUUGGAAGGUACUCCCUUCUCUCGGAGGAAGAAAGAAUAGACUUCCUUACAGAGGUCCUCCAAUCCAAUAGACCAUUAAUACCGAACAAUAUAGAGCAGGAGGAAGAUGUGCCUAGUGACUUCCUAAACGUGAUAAACACCUUUGACGUUUGUUCGCAAAUUGAGGAGAGUGCACUAGGGGCUUAUGUCGUUUCCAUGUGUAAUAACGCUUCGGACAUCCUACUAGUGGAGGUGUUUCAAAAGGAACUGAAGAAAAACGCUCAGAGGAAAACACAAAGAGUUGUUCCCCUCUUGGAAACCAUUCAGUCUCUCCAAAUGUCCUGCACCAUUUUAGAAAACCUAAUUAAGAACCCAUGGUAUAGAACCCAUUUGAGAACCCAUUUUGACAACAAGCAAGAAAUUAUGAUUGGCUAUUCAGAUUCGGGGAAAGAUGGAGGUAGAUUCACAUCUGCUUGGGAAUUAUUCAAAGCACAGGAGAAGCUCGUGCACAUAGGUAAGCAGUAUUCUGUGGAGGUCCGUUUCUUUCAUGGAAGAGGAGGUAGUGUCAGUAGAGGGGGAGGGCCACAACAUCUAGCCAUUCUUUCCCAACCAAUCAAUACUAUAAAAAACUACCUUAGAGUAACCAUCCAGGGUGAGGUCAUCACGCAGGACUUCUGCCUAAAGGGUAUGAUGCUGCGCUCGAUAGAGACCUACAUCAGUGCACUCCUCAAAUGCUCCCUCCUCAAAAACAAAGUUUUGGUCAAGGACGAAUGGAGAGAGCUCAUGGAUGAGAUGAGCCAACUCACCACAAAAGAGUACAGACACGUGGUGUAUGAAAAUGAUGAUUUUGUAAAAUAUUUUAGAUGCGCAACCCCCCAGAUAGAAAUAGGCAAGCUCAAUUUGGGAUCAAGACCAUCAAAGAGGAAGCAAGGCAAUGUAGAAUCGUUGAGAGCAAUCCCCUGGGUCUUCUCCUGGACACAGAAUCGAAUGCACCUACCUGUGUGGCUUGGCAUAGAAAAAUUGCACGACUACCUCGUCGAAAGGGAUAAAUUGCCUCUCUUGCAGGAUAUGUAUAGGAAUUGGCCCUUCUGCACCAGCUUCUUCAAUUUGAUUAGUAUGGUCAUGGCCAAGGCGAGCCUGCAGAUAGCCGAGGAGUAUGACGUUUUGGUGCCCGAGGAGCUCAAGUACAUUGGCACCAUGCUCAGGCAGAAGCUGAAGAAGGCCAUGGAGCUCACCGCCCUCGUGACCAACGAGAAGACCUUCUGCGACAACGACUUGCUGACGAAGCGGUCCAUCGAGAGCAGGACCAAGUGGGUGGCCGUCUGCAACUUGAUUCAGAUUCAGGCGCUCAAGCGCCUGCGGGAGAGGCAGCGCGAGUGGGAGCUGGCACAGGAGGGGCGGUUAGCGCAGGAGGGGGGGUUAGCGCAGGAGGGGGGGUUAGCAGCGGAGGGGGGGUUAGCGCAGGAGGGGGGGUUAGCAGCGGAGGGGGGGCACCCAACCUGUGAAGACCACAAAUUAAGCGUUUCCUCCGCGAAGGAUGAGCUGGAAAGCCAGUAUGGAGGCCCCAUCAGCCGGAAGAGCAGCAAGCGCAUUCACUCGUACCUGAGCAGGAAAAAAAGCAAAUUAAUUAAAAACCCAAAGUUCCAUCCCCUGCUCGAAUCCUACUCCUCCGCCUACCUACAGAGUGAAGGAGAAAAUGACUUUUUUUUUGAGGAUCUACGGGACAUGGGUCUGUCCUAUGGGAGGUCCGCCUCCAAAGCCAACGACUGCACGUACGACGAGGUGACGAAGACCUACAUUGAUUACACCUCCCUGAAUGAUGCCCUCAUCGUCUCCAUCAAGGCGAUAGCCGCGGGCAUGCAGAACACGGGCUAG
Molecule: messenger RNA, 3462 nt
Organism: Plasmodium vivax (malaria parasite P. vivax)
Lineage: Eukaryota; Apicomplexa; Aconoidasida; Haemosporida; Plasmodiidae
Product: phosphoenolpyruvate carboxylase, putative
Exons: 2
Coding region: 1-3462 (1153 amino acids)
Biological process (GO): carbon fixation; tricarboxylic acid cycle
Cellular component (GO): cytosol
Molecular function (GO): phosphoenolpyruvate carboxylase activity
Source: RefSeq, a predicted model, not a curated record